Messenger RNA from Tuber aestivum (summer truffle), 1509 nucleotides. Lineage: Eukaryota; Fungi; Ascomycota; Pezizomycetes; Pezizales; Tuberaceae. The record is from the annotation of a GenBank genome assembly.
GCACUUAAUUUAUGUGCUCCCCACCGUCACGGCCUUGCUUGUCUCUUGGCAAGCGUUUGCCGCGCCAAGAGAACUUAGACUAAUGUGUUUGCUUUAUGUGCAACUAUUCAUCAUUCUCUUACUGUUGACGUCGCAUUUUCAACUACGAGCACAAGUAGAAAACUCGAUAGCAUCAUACCUCACACCAAGAUGCUUCCACGCACAGCAUCUGUUCGAUCAUCCAUUCUUCGUAUCUUGCCACGACACACUUCACUUGCUCCCCGAUCGAACCCGGUAUUGUUAAGAAACUUUGCUUCUAGGUACACCCCACCUCCAACUCCUUCAAAACCUAUUGGCCCGAGCCAAGAUGUCCUGCCUCACAUUAGUGAAGAGGGUGCCAUAACCGCCGGUAUUAUGGGUGGAGAGGGUCUAUACCCGAUGCCAGGAGUACCGAUUGGAGAGGUGAGAUCUUGAUUCCAAACUGUCGGGAAUUGGCAAUUCCUGACUUGGUAUCAGAUGUUAAGAACCGACCCCACCGCACUGCAGAACACGCCCAAGCUCUUUAAAGGGAUUCCCGGGGUAAAAAGAGAAUACUCCACUACAGCAACUCCGAUCGAGCCUCCGCUUCCUGAAGCUCCUGCUGACAUAGCUUCUUCUACCGCUCCCGCACCUGCUCCCACACCACCCCCGGUUUCUCCUGAUGCCUUUGCCUUGACGAUUCCCGGGGCUAAAUACCCUCUCCCAAAACUUCCACUUCCGUCGUGCUCUCACCUUAAGCAUCGCUAUUCUACAUUACUGGAACAGGUCACAAACUUUAUUAUGAUAGGAGGUCGAAAGGCCAAGGCGGAGUCUUUGGUCGACCAGAUACUUGCCAAUUUACGGACCCGCCCUGCUCCAAAACCAAGGGAAGGGACCCCACUUCUCCCUGGGACUCCAGCAUUGUCUACACUACCACUGGAUCCGAUUCAAUACCUCCAGACAGCGAUUGACUCUGUCUCUCCGCUGGUCAAAAUUUUAAUGCUAAAGGGUGGAGGAGGUGCUAAGCAACCCGUUCCAUACCCACUACGCUUGCGACAGCGGAGACGAUUUGCGUUGACAUGGAUAUCUGCGGCUGCGGAUAAGAAGAAAGAUAGGCUGGGGUUUGCGGAAAGAUUUGCCGAUGAGGUUGUGGCUGUUGUCGAAGGUAGAAGCUCAGCAUGGGAAAAGAGGAGUCAGGUACGCAACCCCUGACAUGCUAUUUCUGCCAUUGGAACUUAUGAAAGAACAGGUUCAUAAACUAGCCGUAGUAUCGCGUGCCAAUGUUAUUAUCGAUCCUGGAAGAACAGUGGCGCCUUCAAAAAUCAGGUUCCCCAUCGCUGUUCUGUAGAUUCUGGGGGGAAAUCAUUGAUAUCAUGUGGACUAUUUUUCUCCUUUCCCCCCUCUCUCUAUUUUCUGGAUUUGGACUCCCUCUUAGGCAUGGCACGGUGCAUAAGGCAUUUGUAAACUCACAUAUUUUAGACAAAAACAUGUUAAGAGGAAAGAAAAUUUUGG